Heterotrigona itama is the source of this 552-nucleotide messenger RNA. The record is from the annotation of a GenBank genome assembly. Lineage: Eukaryota; Metazoa; Arthropoda; Insecta; Hymenoptera; Apidae.
AUGGCUGCUACCGACCCACCGUUGGAAGGAUUUCUUUGUCCCGUCUGCCUCGCCGACUUUCCAGCGCCCGCUCCCUUGACCAAACACUUCGACGAGUUCCACCGCGACGAUCCGGAGAUCUUCAAGUCGCUCAAAGAUCUUUUUGGCAAGGCCAAGAGCAAGAUAUUGAAACGAGAGGAAACGUCGUCGCGCUCCUUCGCCGAUACCGCGCCGCGCAGCCCGCCGUCUCGUUCCGAAACAGGUACGACCAGAUCGCACACCGCCUACUUCCGGCAGACCAGGAACGCCAGAUUGGAGCGAUACUCUGCGCAAACCAACAAACUCUUGAUAAGGCUCGACAAAUUGUUGAACGAUUUACCGACCGAUCCGGUCGACAGAAAAGCGCACGAGCGCGCCGUCGUACCGUGGAUAGACGACAAAGACGUCAAACUGUGUCCCAUCUGUGCGAAAAGUUUCCACGUUGCCAGGAGAAAGCAUCACUGUCGACUUUGCGGAGCUGUCAUGUGUCGCGACUGUACCGUCUUUCUGUCGUUGCGAGACGCGAGUCGGUAG